CUUGGUUAGCUCAAACCCGUUGUAAUCAUUCUUGAUUACCAUCAGCUGUUACAGAUACGGCUUACAAUGUAGAAGGGUCUAUCAAACUUUCCAGCUCGACAAGAACUAGUUUGUUCUCCCCUCCGACACGUGAAAAGUGGUAGAGUCCAGAGGGCGCGAGGCACUAAACUGUUUUGGCUGUCAGCAGCAGAGGGAAGACACAGAAAUCGUUCAGGAUGAUGGAGAAGAUGAGCGAGGAGAACAUUGAGGAUGUUAGAGUGCUGGAGGCUCAGAUUGAGAAUCUUCAGGCAGAAGUUGCAGCGUUGCAGCGCCAACAGCAGGACAACCACAAGGACAUAACGUUCCACUUAAGAGGACACAUACAGGAUGCCAUGUCAUAUGUGUGUGGACAGAAACAAGCAGGAGAGAAGGAGAAGGUACUGUCCAAGCUAACGGAGGAGGUGGAGGAGCUGGAGGAGGAUCUGAAGCGCCAGACACAGAUGAAUGGCAUCAGUCUGAACAGCUGCACGACAAAGACUCUACAAAGCAGUGGCAGACAGCUGGUCCAGCAGCUCUGUGUAUCAGGUCACUGCUCUGAACUGGUCUUCCAGGUGGAGUUCCAGCUCUCUGAGGUCAAGAAGGGUCAGAGAUCUGAGAGGACGAUCAGUGAUCUUAACGUGGUGAUGGACACCAGCGACCUACAGAACUUCAGCAGUUUCCUUUCUGGGGUGGAGGAGAGCAGGGAUCUUUUGCUGUUCUUCAGGACUCUCAGGACUUUCUCAGACAGGUGUGAUGACCGGCGCAGAACCUUCCAGCACUUCCAGGAGAAGUAUCCGUCUGUCGUCUCUCUUCCUGGAGGCUGCAGGUCAGCGGUCAUGACUCUGAAUCACCCUGAGCUUCCUGGCUGCGUCUUGUUCGUCCAUUGGUCCGUCGAGGUCUCCAGAGAGGGCAGAGUCACUCCAAAGAUCGAGCUGCUGACAAAGAUCCCUGAGAAAGCGCUGCAGUUGUUUCCCUCUCAGGCGGUCAGUGGCGCUGCCGAGGCCUUUCAGAGCCUGCUGAGAAUUCUGGGACCUGAAGCUGCUGUGGAGUCAGUCAUCAUGGCGGUCAGCCUUUCACAGGACACAUAACUCACAUUUUCAUCUCUGUGCACAACCACCAGUUAAGAUGUAAAACAUGCCAAAAACAUUUCUCAACUGUUGUGUGUAUAUUAAUACAUGAACCUUUUAUUAUAUGUUAACAUGUCCAAACUGAGUUGUAGUACAAAUAAAGGAAACACACAGCGAUGGCUUAGUCUCUUAGAAAUCUUUAUUCAAUAGAAAGAGCAUGAUGGUUUUAACAGCAGUGCUCAUUGGUCAAAAUCUACAAAAAUAAAUAAUUUAAAUACAAAAUGCCAAA
This is a messenger RNA of Sander lucioperca (pikeperch), 1374 nucleotides long. Its product is annotated as centromere protein P. The record is from RefSeq and is a predicted model, not a curated record. Gene Ontology annotation, biological process: CENP-A containing chromatin assembly. The coding region runs from base 216 to 1106 and encodes 296 amino acids. Gene Ontology annotation, cellular component: nucleus; chromosome, centromeric region. NCBI's taxonomy places the organism in Eukaryota, Metazoa, Chordata, Actinopteri, Perciformes, Percidae. The transcript is spliced from 10 exons.